Molecule: messenger RNA, 3232 nt
Organism: Pangasianodon hypophthalmus (striped catfish)
Lineage: Eukaryota; Metazoa; Chordata; Actinopteri; Siluriformes; Pangasiidae
Gene: fancg
Product: FA complementation group G
Exons: 14
Coding region: 202-2058 (618 amino acids)
Biological process (GO): interstrand cross-link repair
Cellular component (GO): Fanconi anaemia nuclear complex
Molecular function (GO): protein binding
Source: RefSeq, a predicted model, not a curated record
AUGCGCGAUGGGUUGCCUCGAGUCGUAAACCGUUAACGCAUGCGUGGUAGAGCUCAGGCGGGGGACGCGGAACAGUAACCACAGCAUCCUGUUUACACUGGGAGUGGAGGGAAAGUUCAAAUCAGGAGCUAAAAUGAUUUCAGUUCCUCUCGCAUUUUAACAUAACAGUCUGUGGUUGGUUUAUGUUAAUUCUGCUAAGAUAUGCCUCCGAAUCUGGUUGACAGAUGGGUCGAGGAGAAUAAUAACAUCGCUAAAAAGUGGAAGGAAUAUGAAACUCGCCGACAGCCUCUUCGGGACAUAAGAAAACACUGUUAUACUGAGUGUCUCAAACUGCAACAAAAAGUUCAAGGUGUGCCAGCCCAAACAGGGCACCUUAAGCUUGAGAUCGCCGUUACAUACAAUGCUUUGCUAUUUUCGCUGAGUUGCGGCACACCAGACGAGACAAAGGAUUGCAUCACCAAUAUCCUAGUAAGAGCAUUAGAGGCUGUACAUAAGCAGGUGCCCAGUUAUGAUUUGGUUCAAUUAUGGCAAGUUGUGCUGAAGACUUUCGGUGGUACGGUAUAUGAGCCGUGGAUCCAUAAACUUCUGCUGAUUCAGUGGGCAGUCUGGCUCUCCGAACGCCGCUAUGAAGGAAUCCUGCAUUUGCUUCUGCAGGUUAAUCACAAAAGCACACCAUCAGGGGAUCUGCUUGCAGAAACCCGAAACCUUACCUUCUCUAUCGAAGAAGACGCCUCCCUGCUCACUGCUUUAGCAACCAAGGACCUCAAGGAGCUUUUGCAUGUGUGCACUUUUAUUUCUAAUGGAGUGGAGCAGAUGAAGGAAGAGAAAUAUAUGGAGGCUCUCGUGGCUUUGCAGGAAGCCAGCACUCAGCCCUCACCCAGAGCUCUCUUGGCUCAUGUUCACAUGCUCACAGGCAUUUGCUAUGCCAAGUUGCAACAGCCCCAGAGUGCCCUUCAGUGUUACAGAAAGGCCUUGGAAGUGGAUUUUCAUUGCCACAGGGCCCUUUAUCAGAGCUCACUAGUAUACAGACAGCUGGGUAACACUAAUGCAGAAAUAGAGGCCUUGUAUCUCCUGCACUCUGCUGUAAUGUUGCAUGCUGAGAGUGAUCCAUCAAGUACAUCAGUGCCAUUGAUAUCUCCUGAUAUACUGCUUGGUAGUAAACAAAUCGGCUUCAUCUGCCAAAUUCCAUCUCCUCUUCAUAUAUUACACACUCUGGGGCAUAGAUGUGUGCUAAAUGACAGGACUUCAGAAGGAGCUGAAUAUUAUCUCGACCUCUUGGCUUCUUUACAGUCAGACUCAAAACAAAUACCUGUGGAUGAUGGCUUGUCAUUUCCAAGAAUUCCAGUGAUCUACCUUGAAGCAGCCUUUGCCCUUUUAAAAGCCAAACGUGUUUGGGAUGCCCUUGCCAUUUGUGAUGAGGUCAUUGCUAAAACUGUUGACAUCCUCCCAGACAAAUUGUUGAUUACGCCAUCGGCAGCUUCCAGAGAACUCGUACCUCCGAUGUUGGAAGCUGAUGCUCUGGAGGAGAAGCUGGAGUGUGUGCUCUGGUCUGGAGCUGCUUACUCCCUCCAAGGGCAGGCGCAUUUCCAGCUCAAAGAUACAAAAGAAGCAUUGACCAAUUUUACUAGAGCUAUCAAUCAGUUGGUGAAAGUAUGCAUUAAACAGAAAGUGAAAGAUCGAGGAGCUGAGAGAGGAGCUGCUGAUCACACAGUGAUGUUCCUGGAAGCUCUGAAAGGAAAGGUGCUUGCAUUUAGAGCUGUGUGUUUUGUAGAGAGAGACCAGUUGAAGGAGGCUUUAAGGGACUUUCAGCUCAGUCUUCAGGCCACGCCAGGAUGCAGAAACAUUGAAAUGUGGCUGGUGGAGAUGAUGUGGAGGCUGGACCGCAAGCAGGAGGCAGCGGCCAUGUGGACGCAAAUCCUUAAUUCCACACAAUCAUCAACACCAAUAGAUCUGCCUUUGUAUCUGCAAACAUGGAAUGAGGAUCCAACAUCUUUUGACCAGAGCAGCCUGAAGAGGAAAAUGGAGGAAUUUAUACAGAAUAGUUUUGUAACAGCUUAGUAACAUUGCAUCAUUCUCCUCUGAGCAUUUACAUAAUGACUUUUGCUUGAUUAUCUUGAUUAUCCUGGUCAUCCAUCACAGGACAUCACACACGCACAGCUGAGCCACCUACCAGCAAUAUUUGGGUAGGUGGCAGGAAACUGGAGUACAUAAAUGUAACUUAUGGGUAUGUGGGAAUAACAUGCAAAACCACACAGACUCAGGGGCUCAGGAUCAAACCCUGGAUUCGGGCACUACAAGGCAUCAGCGCUACUUGCUGCACCACCUGCUGCCCUUUUUUUUCCUCGACAUGUGGAAUUGUAUACAAUGUAUACCUAGAAAAUAAACAUUUUUAAGAUUAUUUGAGAUUAUUUUCAAAAUUGUAAAUACUUUGAAAUACAUGUUUUUGGGGUUAGAAUAAAGAUCAUGCUAUAUUGCCAGAGAAUGUAUCAUCAUAAGAGUUUAUAAUGGCUUACUCUGUUACUAAGCAGAUAGGAAUUUAGUUUUGGGCAUCACCUGAUACCCAGAACUUUGAUAUCUUUGAUAUCUCAAUAACUUUGAUAUAUGGAAAAAGUAGAAUCUGUGCAUGCUUCAUUCUCUGUUUAAAGAUUAUUUGUUACUAUUUAUCAUAUGUGUACAAUGUGCCUUUAUUAUGAAAUAACUUCAAUAGCCAGUGUAAGUUUGGUAAAGGGAGCCAUUUGACAUUGGACACCUGACCAUCACACCCAUAUAUGCUUGAUGAACAUCCCAUUCCAGAUUUAGUCCCUUUUACUGUUAUAAUAAGCUCCACUCUUCUGGGAAGGCUUCCCACUAGAUUUUGGAGUGUGGCUGUGCGGAUUUGCACAUUCAGCCACAAGAGCAUUAGUGAGAUCAGGCACUGAUGUUAAAUGAAGGGGCCUGGAGUGCAGUCGGUGUUCCAGUUCAUCCUAAAAGUGAUCAGUGCUGUUGAGGUCAGGGCUCUGUGCAGGACACCCAAGUUCUUCCACUCCAACCUUCACAAACCAUGUCUUCAUGGAGAUUGCUUUGUGCACAGGGGCAUUGUCAUGCUGGAACAGGUUUGGGCCUCUUAGUUCCAGUGAAGGGAAGUUUGUAAAACUACAGCAUACAAAGUCAUCCAAUACAAUUGUGAGCUUCAAACUUUGUGGCAACAGUUUGGGGAAGAGCCAUAUAUGGGUGUGAUGGUCAGGUGUCCACA